This is a messenger RNA of Rosa chinensis, 1158 nucleotides long. Its product is annotated as protein PYRICULARIA ORYZAE RESISTANCE 21. Gene Ontology annotation, molecular function: metal ion binding. The transcript is spliced from 3 exons. Bases 410 to 952 code for a protein of 180 amino acids. NCBI's taxonomy places the organism in Eukaryota, Viridiplantae, Streptophyta, Magnoliopsida, Rosales, Rosaceae. The record is from RefSeq and is a predicted model, not a curated record.
AGAGCGGGAAAAUGGCUUAUCAUGUACCCUCCCCACACCCUCUUUUCUCUUCCAUAAUCGCCACACCCUCUCUCUCUCUCUUGCUCCUCUAGAAAGCUCAGGCCGAGUAACUCUGAUAUUCACACCUUCAAUCUCACCUUCCCUACACACCAGCAUUUCUCUCCAAAUAAACCACGUUUCUUUACAAGAAACGCAGGGCCCAGAUGACCAAAGACUUGAAAACCCUUCAACUAUAUUUAGGCAAGUGCAUUAAGUGAAGAAAUGUCCGAUGCAUGUUGACUUGGGGGUCUUGAGUCUUGAGUCUUGACCCCUUCACCAUUUAUGGUCGUUCCGCCCCUGUAUUCAAUCAUUUCGCCCAGACUGUCCAAAACAUCAGAUCUCAUCUGAUCGAGCACUCACUGCAACAACAAUGGGGGAAAAGAAGGUGACUAUAAUGAUUCUGAAGGUAGAUCUUCAGUGUGAAAAAUGCUACAGGAAGGUCAAGAAAGUUCUCUGUAAAUUCCCUGAAAUACGAGACCAGACGUACGACGAGAAGAACAACCAGGUGAUCAUCAAAGUGGUCUGCUGCAGUCCUGAAAAGAUCAGGGACAAGCUAUGCUGCAAAGGAGGUGGCGCCAUUAAGAGCAUCGAGAUCAAAGAGCCCGAGAAGCCCAAAGAGAAACCAAAGGAAGAUAAACCACCCAAAGAAGGCGAGAAGCCGAAGGUUGAGUCGGAGUCGAAGCCGAAGCCGAAGAACCCGUGUUGUAUGGAAUGUUACGGAGGGCGUCCUGGUGGUCCCUGCGAAACUGGGUAUGGUUACGGUGGGCCUGCCCCUUACAUACAGUAUGAUGGCUACUAUGGAAGGCCGGUGUAUGAUAGUUACGGCGGUGGGAGGAGCUACACCACUAGUUACUGCGUGACCCGCCCCGAUUGUUUCAGUGAAGAAAAUCCCCAAGCGUGCGCCAUCAUGUAAAACUAUACGUACCUACCUACGUACUGUGCUUUUAAUUUGCCGCCUUUGUGGGAAAGUUUCCUUCAGCUCGGCGGUCCUUCAUUUUUAAUUUUUAUAGUGUUAAAGAAUAAAGUAUGGUUGGUGAUGGUGGUGGACAAAUUGCGAUCAGACCAUCAUUCUAUUACUAAAGUAAUAAGAACUAAGUUUGACCCUUGACAAAAAACAAA